Molecule: messenger RNA, 569 nt
Organism: Paramecium pentaurelia
Lineage: Eukaryota; Ciliophora; Oligohymenophorea; Peniculida; Parameciidae
Source: the annotation of a GenBank genome assembly
AAUGCACGCAGUUCCUGAACAUGUCACAAUUGGACUUCCAAGAGAAGGAUUACACACAUUCGAUGAUAAGACAGAAUUGGCAAAACAUCCAGCACCAUACAGAAUCAAAGAAAUUGAAGGUUUAUUUCUUUAUUUAUUUGUAUAGUCUAAUACACUGACGAACAUAUCAUCGGAACAGUCUUCAAAUAUGCUGAUGCUAAAGGACAUACAAUUGAAGGACAUGAUAUUGAAAAAUUCAAGCCUUUUGGACAUUUGUUCGGUAAAGUGCACAAGAAGCACUUCAAAAUUGAUGAUGGUAAUUAUUUAAUAAUCAUCAUUAGAUGAUGAAAUCCUUGAAAUUUCAGGACAUGCAGGUGCUAGAAUCAACGAAUUGAAAUUCAAGACAUACAGAGGAAAAGAGGAAUCAUUUGGAGUUAAGAAUGGUGUCCACUUUGUUUAUUCAUUCCCAGGACAUACUUUUGGAGCUGUAUCUGGUGGAUAUGAAAAGCAUUUGGAUUUCAUUAGAAUCCAUGUUAAUGAACUCCCCCCUGCCAAACAUCAUUUGAAGAUUAUCAUUAUCAAGAGUUGAU